GCCCAUAUCUGCGUGCUGACGCACACUAGCUUCUCCUACGUCCUGCGUCACGUUCCCCGGGCUCUGUUAGAUACGCGGCGAUGGUGGCUCAGAUCGGGUCUGGGACUAAGUGAAGGAGCGGUGGAGCGGACAAUUUAUUUAUUAUUGAUUGCUAACUAGUGCACGGAAAGUCGACGGAACACCCAACUGACCGUUCCCCGGAGCUCCCCAAAGUAAGAUUAGGCUAUGGGAGACAUGAUCUUUGAAAUGAGAUUGCUAGCAUUACGAUUCCAAAAGGCAUGCUGUCCAGUGAAGGAAUAUUAAAGGACAGAGACUGUGAAGAUUGUGACGUAAGAGAGACUUUCAAAACGGACUCAUCAGAACUAGAAGACCAGAUCAGCUGUCAUUUCUGUUUGAUCGAGAGUGAGAUUGAGCUGAGAAGGCAGCUGUUCCCAGGAGGAAUCCAGACACUCUGUGGUGCGGGGCAUGGAUGACGAGGGACAGCAGAGCUUGGAGUGUAUCCAGGCGAACCAGAUCUUCCCCCGGAAACACCCAGUGUUAGAGGAGGAGAGUCUGCAGGUCCCUUUCCCUGAGCUGCAUGGAGAGUUCACAGAGUAUGUGGGGAGGGCAGAGGAUGCCAUCAUUGCAAUGUCUAACUACAGGCUGCACAUCAAGUUCAAGGAGUCUGUGGUCAAUGUCCCGUUGCAGCUGAUAGAGUGUGUGGAGUGUCGAGAUAUGUUCCAGCUUCAUGUGAUCUGCAAAGACUGUAAAGUUAUCAGAUGUCAGUUCUCCACCUUCGAGCAGUGCCAGGAGUGGCUGAAGAGGCUGAACGGUGGGAUCCGUCCUCCCUCGCACCUGGAGGAACUGUUCUCUUUCGCGUUCCAUGCCUGGUGCAUGGAAGUGUAUGCUGGGGAGAAGGAGCAGCAUGGGCAGCUCUGCCGGCCAGGAGAGCACGUGACCUCAAGGUUUAAGAAUGAAGUGGAGCGAAUGGGUUUCGAUUUGCAGAAUGCGUGGAGGAUAACGGAAAUAAACAACAAAUACAGGCUGUGUGCCAGCUAUCCCCAGCUGCUGCUUGUGCCAGCCUGGAUCACAGACAAGGAGCUGGAGAGCGUGGGUGGCUUCAGGUCCUGGAAGAGAUUCCCAGCCGUGGUGUACAGGCACCAAAGCACGGGGGCAGUAAUUGCCCGUUGCGGGCAGCCCGAGGUGAGCUGGUGGGGGUGGCGCAAUGCUGACGAUGAGCACCUGGUCCAAUCCAUCGCCAAGGCCUGUGCCAUCGACUGCAGCUCCAGCAAGCACCUCGCCAACGGGAACUGUCUCCGGGACUACAGCAACGGCACAGACAUCUCAGACGGGGAGUUUGACGCCUCAAUGACACACAGCACCGGAGUGGAGUCACUGGCCAUCCAACCACAGAAGCUCCUCAUCCUCGAUGCCAGGUCGUACGCUGCUGCUGUCGCCAACAGAGCGAAAGGGGGCGGCUGUGAGUGCCCAGAGUACUAUCCCAACUGUGAAGUAGUGUUUAUGGGGAUGGCCAACAUCCAUUCCAUCCGAAAGAGUUUCCAGUCCUUACGAUUGCUCUGUACACAGAUGCCAGAUCCUGCAAACUGGCUGUCUGCUCUGGAGGGCACCAAGUGGCUGCAGCACCUGUCUGUGCUGCUCAAGGCGUCUCUACUGGUGGUGAAUGCAGUGGACCGGGACCUGCGGCCGGUGCUGGUGCACUGCUCUGAUGGCUGGGACCGCACCCCCCAGAUUGUGGCUCUGUCUAAGCUGCUGCUCGACCCCUUUUACAGAACCAUCGAGGGUUUUCAGGUGCUGGUGGAGACGGAGUGGCUGGAUUUCGGGCACAAGUUUGCGGAUCGCUGUGGCCACGGGGAGAACUCCGACGACCUGAAUGAACGCUGCCCCGUGUUCCUGCAGUGGCUGGACUGCGUGCACCAGCUCCACAGGCAGUUCCCCUGCUCCUUUGAGUUCAACGAGGCAUUCCUGGUAAAGCUGGUGCAGCACACCUACUCCUGUCUGUUUGGGACAUUCCUGUGUAACAGUGGCAAGGAGCGGGAGGACAGGCAUACGCAGGAGAGGAGCUGCUCCGUGUGGUCCCUGCUGCGCCCUGCCAACAGGGCCUUCCGAAACAUGCUGUACUCCUCCCACUCAGAAACGGUGCUGCACCCCGUGUGCCAUGUCCGCAACCUGAUGCUGUGGAGUGCGGUCUACCUGCCGAACCCCUCCCCCUCCACCCCCACUGACGAAUCGUGUGCACCGUACCCUGUCCCAGGCUCCACCUCUGAGGAUCAACCCCUGGGAAGGCUUCCAAAAACCAGGUCCUUUGACAAUCUGCCCAGCGCCUGCGAGGCUGGCGGCUCGCUGGCUCCUAACCGGCGCUCCAGUGACCCGAAUCUGAAUGAAAAAUGGCAGGACCACUGCCGCUCAAUGGAACUCAACAUCGCGGUGGGGCCUGAGGGGGGAGGCAGGCAGGAUCAGGGGGAGGGGCCCCCCACAGGGGGUAGGGCCAGCAAUCCCAGGGAAGUAGGGCCCAGGGGAGAGCAAGAAGAAGACGAGGAAGACGAGGAGGGGUCCCUACAGGAUAACACACCAACCGUGUGGCAGAAAGCUAAACCAGGAGCCAGUGGGCCUGCGACGGACAGCACUCUCGAGGCAGAGUUAUUAGUGGAGGUAGGAGUGGCCGAGGGGCAGAUGGAAAACAUCCUUCAUGAGGCGACAAAAGACGAGAGUGGAGCAGAGGAUCCUAAGAAAGAGAUGAAGAGCGACUCUACUGACAAACCACAGCAAGAGGAUUUGCCAGCCCUGCCACUUCCCCCACCCCUGCCGCCUGCACUCCCUGCCCUGGAAAACAAGGAGUCUGCUCGUGACCAUAACUCUGAAUCCCCAGGGACAUAUGUUGCUCAAGAGCCGGCUGGACUCUCAAACUCUAUCAGCAGGGUUCCAAUCCUGCCUGGGUUGAGUGGUCCUGUGUUUAGGACUAUUACCAAUGGCUACAGCCAGGCAGUAUCUCAGGAAUCGAAUGAGUCUGAGAGCCACUACACCACACCCCAGCAUAGCCCCCCUCCCUCUCUUGCUCCUGAGAGGCUGGAGGACAGAGCCUCGCUGAUGGAGAGCUCCACAGAGACUCUGACAGAGGAAGGGGGGAGGCAAGAGGGGGUGCCGACCACCGGCCUUUCCUCCAGGCUGUCUAACGGGGCCGAGAGUCCACUGCCCUGCCCUGAAGGGGAAGGGAGCAGGGAGGCCCAGACGGAACUGGAUACCCCAAGGACUUUAAAUGGUGGCCACAGGUUAUCCCAAAGUGCCUUGCUCCCCAACCCUGCUGGCGAAUUCCGGCAAGAAGAGCCUGUCUGCAAUGGAGAGGUCUCAGAAGGGGAGCCCUGGGCCCCCCAGCUGCCACGGAUCAACGGUCACUACCCCAACGGGGAACGGGUCUCUCUCAGCCGGCAGAUGUCAGCAGCCAGCUGUGGCUCCCAGGCCCUUCAUGCUCGCGGCAGCGGCAGCUCCGUCUGUCAACACCGGUGCCCACAUGGCUUCAUGGGACGACCUCCCCUCAGCCCAGAGCAGCCAGCCCGCAGUCACCUUGACGACGAUGGGCUGGCAGUCUACAAUGACAUCAUCCAGCAGCGGCUGCGGCAAAUCGAGGCAGGACACCAACUGGAGGUGGAGACUCUGAAGAAGCAGGUGCAGGAGCUCUGGAGCCGGCUGGAGAGCCAGCACUUCAACAACUCCCUGAGGAUCAAUGGGGACACAGGAGACGAAGUGACCUCAACACCAGACUCGGAGAACAACCUUGAUCAGAGCUGCUUGUCUCGCUGCAGCACGGAGUUCUUCUCUGAGGCCAGCUGGGAGCAAGUAGAUAAACAGGACACUGAGGUGACUCGGUGGUACCCUGACCACCUGGCUCCCCAGUGCUAUGGGUGUGAGAGCAGGUUCUGGCUGGCCAGCAGGAAACACCACUGCAGGGACAGGGAGCCUGUUGAGAAAGUCUGGAACUGUGGAAACGUGUUUUGCUCCACUUGCUGCGACCAGAAGAUCCCAGUCCCCAGUCAGCAGUUGUUUGAGCCCAGCCGUGUGUGCAUGACUUGCUAUGGCAGCCUGCAACCCCACAGCACCACCCUGGAGCUGGAACUGGAGAAGCCCAUCGCUGCCAGCUCCAACUAGAGACUGCACCCAGCCUUGGGGACCGGAGGCUGGGGUGAAGAAGGGAGCUUUUCCCCAUGCCCCCCACAAACACGCACAUUGCUGCCGGACAGAGUCGCCUUGGAAAGAAAAUAUGAAAAUAAGAUUAUAUAUUUUACAAAAACAAAUGGCCAUGUAUGGGGGAAAAAAAAAAAGACUAAGCACUUUGGAUAUUUGGUGCAAAACGAUGAGUGAUCUGUGCACAAACUGCUGGAGAUAUUAUUGGGGUGGGGAUUAUGUUUUGGGAAAUGCCAAGCUGGUGUAAAGCAGGCUAGAAAGACCCCUUCGGUCACUGCAGAGGCAGGAGGUUGCUUAAUUUAUGCUACUUUUCACACUGAACUUGGAAGCACCCUCUGAUCACAUUAGAAGUAUUUUUAAGAAACCUGUUGAGUGCAGUGCUUUACCCAUUGAGUUGAAAAUGGACUGGAUUUUAUAUGUGUUGUGUGACUAUAUACCCUGAUCUCGCAAAAGCUGUUGGAAUUGUUCAAAUUGAAUACAGUACCUAGUCAUUUGAGGGAAAAUAGUGUUUCAUCUUUUGUGUAAAAACAAAAAAACAUGAGGCUGCAGCAGAAAUGGAAAACACUUGACUGAAGAUUGGCUGCCAUUAGAAUCAUUUGGGGACAUUACAUAUAUAAACUACAGGAGUGAAAAUACACCCCUGUCAGGCCCUUCUGAAGUGGAACUGGCAUACACCCAUUGUCCAGGGCUGCGCAGUUUUGAUCUGGUCACAGUUGCAAGUUUGGUUUUGAAAAAGUGUUACCUGAACCCUGCUUGAACCAGGUUUGAACAUAAUCCGUUUAGGAGCAGUUCUCCCACCUGUAACAAAUACUGAACAUCAUUAAAGCUAUUAAAAGUUAAAAAAAUAAAGUAAUAAUAAAUUAUAAAAUAUCCUACACCUCUAUACAGUAUGUAAAUAUAAAUAUAUUGUACAAGGCAGUAGAUGGAGCUUGAUGUCCGGAUAUACAUUUCCAAAUUGUACAGAUUGACGUACACACACGUGUAUGAUGAAUGUCCCUUUACAAAGCUCUAUGCAUGUUCAAUCUGAAUCUGCACUCUGAAUGGAUAGUGCCCUCACACCUGCAAUGGAGAGCAUGAAUCAGGAGGCAGUGUUCACUAAACCCAGACACAGCGUUAUUCAAAAUAUAACUUGAUACAAGUCAUUUACUUUAAAGAAAUGUACUUUAUUUUACAGUACCCUGUUUGUGGUCAAAGCAGUACCUUCCUCAUUGAAAGUAGAACUGAGCCCAGAGACAGACACCUCCCCAAAAAACUCCAGUCCCAUCUCUACCAGCAGGGAGGUACUGGGGUCAGGGACAAGUAACAGAACAGAAUGGUCUACACAUGUACAUGCAUAUAGCAUUUAACAUAUCCAAACAUAUCCAUAUACAAGCACCUUAAAUGCCAUCCCAAGUUUGUAAGAACCCUUGGCAGUGUGGAGCAGAGUUGGAUUGGCAGCAGACCUACCCAGCUGGGUUUGCAAUAGUAGCAGUAAUACAAUUAAUUAACAGUAAAUACAACUUUAUUAGGAUGAGACAGGAUCUGUUUCAUAAUUGGGGGAAUCGUCGGUGCAGGAGUCAGAUUUGUGUAAUCAUUCCCAUCAUAUGGUUAAAAGAUUACAGCUUCAUAUGUUUUUAAAUAACUUGAAAUCCAGUAAGAUAAUCAGGAAGGGUGAGAGCCAUGGUGAAAGAAAGAUGAAUUAUUUUCAUUAUCACGUAGCAAUUUUCUCUUUUGAGUUUUGUUAUUUGAGCUUUUGGCAAUUUUUUUGACCAUUUUUGGUCAACUAUACCAUCCUCUCCCCGUGAGCUACUGCAACACUAGCAGUAAAUUGAAUACUUCUCGCUCAUUCCUGUUCAGGCUUUGACUCCCUGUGUUGUGGCUUUGACUCCUCGUGGCUGUUUUCUCAAGCUUCUCCUGUUUCAGUGCUGGUUAGAAUGGGCUCUGGGCUGAAUGGGCUCUGGACUGGUGCAGAUGAUGGUGCUUGAUGCAGAUAGAUGGAGAUAGUGUAGCAGGUGUGCAUUAGCAGGACAUGAAAGUAGUGUAAAGUAUGGGUUGUGUUAGUCACAACAGUGGGAUGGAAGUAUUGUUUUGUUUAUGACACCUUUUAACAGUGCAGCCCAGUCUUUUGAAUGCCAGAAGAUGGGUGUGCAAAUGCUUAAUUUUUUUUAUUUAUUUAUUUUUUUAACGCUGUAUUCUGAGAUGUAGUUGCUCCUUUGGUUUUCUGAGUAGAAGUGCCCCUACAGCUACAGUCUACUGCAAGAAGGGUGUUUGUAGAGCAUGGCAAGCAAGCCUUGUAAUUUGAUUUCUAAUGGAUUUUCACUUUUUUUAUUUCUCUCUUAAAUAAUAUUCCUGCAUGCAAGCACUACAUAAGCGCAUUUACCUAUUUUGAUUACACAGAAACACCUGGCGGAGUUCUGUGUUUAAUGAAGAGUAAAUCACAAGCCCCUCUGUUUCACAGUAGAACUGUUAUUAAUAAAGCAGAUGUGGUGCCAGAUUGCCAAAAGGGGAAGAUUUUUCAGAAUUGUUUGAAUUCACAAAGAAACAGCACUGGGACUUGGAUCUGGAAUAAGACAGUGGCAGCUAUAGUGUGGGUGGCGGUUUUUUAGUGCAGCAUUUUCUCAGGGGGUGGAUGUGGUUUUUUGGAGUGUCGGUAAUAAGAGCAGCCGAUCAUUAAAAUGAAGCCCAGUCUCAUUAACGAAUCAUUACCAGUCACUGAAAAGAGAAACAGGAGGGGCACUCAAGUCAAGCUUCUUCAGGGAGAUAGUGACCUCUAUGUUUUGGGGACUACAUCCAGAUUCAUGUACAAUAAUUGAACAAUCGUUAAUUAAAGGGAUUACUACUGGUAACCUAAACUGAUUGAAAUCAGAUGCAUGUUUUAAAAUUGGUUUUGUGGACAGGAGUGCAGGAUCAUUGCACAAAAUCCCUGUAGUGACAGAUAAGAGAGACACAACAAAGUUAACCGUUGUGGUUCUAACUGUGUAAAGAAAUCUCAAAAAAAAAAAAAUAUAUAUAUAUAUAUAUAUAUAUAUAUAUAUAAAAAAAUCUACUUAGAACUAUGUUUCCUUUUUAUCCCACCAAAGAAAUAUCAGUUGCUAUUGUUUGAGACAGGUAUUUGAGAGACUUCACACCACUGUAUCCAGCUGCUCCAGUCCCCUUCCCUCAACUCUCAGUUUUGAGGAACAGGGUUUAAGGAAUCAUGAUGGGAAGGGGGGGGGGCAAAAUAGUGGAGAAAAGAAUGGCAUGAUUUCAGUUCCAUUACAUUAAAUCCAGUGGGCCUGCAUAGUAGUGUUCAAAAUAACUCACAUUUUAGGAUAAACUACUUUGCUUAAAUUAAGUAUCUCUAAAAAAAAAAAAAGUUAUGGUUGCAAGUACAGGUGUGCGUGGCCCAGGGAACCCCUAGUAUUUCGGAAAGAAGUCCUUUUGUCACAAUGGGGUGGUGCUGAAUGGAGGCUGACUUAGGUGUCACAAGUUUGCACCUUUUUUUAUUUCUCUUUAUGGAGUUUUAAUGUACAGAGCGUUUUUGUUUUUCAGCGAGGAAGUCCCAAAGGUUUAAAAAAGGCUAGGGUUUGGGGUCGAAGCUUCUCCUGAGAGAGAGAGAGAGAGAGACAGACAGGUGCCAAUUGGUAAUAAUACGGGUUCCUGGGAAUGUGAUUCUACCUGUGCAUAUUCUUCCACAGCAAACUUGUCAAGGUUUUUUUUAAUUUUUAUUCUUGUUUUUCAUUUAAAGCACUUUUUAAGUUUUCUUUCUCUCUCUUUGUAAAGAGGAAUUUGUAGCUGUACAUAGCUCUUUUCCUGCAACAACAGAAAUGCUCCUUGCUCAGUAUAAAUAUUGUUUUUGUUCAAUUUUCUUUGAAGAGCAUUACGUUGUAGAGAUUCAAACAAUCUAAAUAAAUACAUGUUUAGCAUCUGCGUGUUGCAUUUGCUAAUCUGAA
Molecule: messenger RNA, 8087 nt
Organism: Acipenser ruthenus (sterlet)
Lineage: Eukaryota; Metazoa; Chordata; Actinopteri; Acipenseriformes; Acipenseridae
Product: myotubularin-related protein 3-like
Exons: 22
Coding region: 466-4140 (1224 amino acids)
Biological process (GO): dephosphorylation; regulation of autophagy
Molecular function (GO): protein phosphatase binding; phosphatidylinositol-3,5-bisphosphate 3-phosphatase activity; metal ion binding
Source: RefSeq, a predicted model, not a curated record